Messenger RNA from Saprolegnia diclina VS20, 210 nucleotides. RefSeq lists its product as hypothetical. The record is from RefSeq and is a predicted model, not a curated record. The transcript has 3 exons. Bases 1 to 210 code for a protein of 69 amino acids. Lineage: Eukaryota; Oomycota; Saprolegniomycetes; Saprolegniales; Saprolegniaceae.
AUGGAGGAGAGCAAGCUCGUGGCCCUGCAUGACAUGCUCCAGCGCCUGCGCCCCAAGGGCAAGUCCGGCGGUCUCGGCUCGGGCGGUAGCUUUGGCUUGAAGUCGCACGGCCCGCGCGACGAUGGUCUGCCCAACAACGAGACGGUCGAAGACGAAGAAGAAGAGGUUGUCAAGCCCAAGAAGGCCAAGAAGGCCAAGAAGAGUGCAUAG